Molecule: messenger RNA, 2612 nt
Organism: Didymodactylos carnosus
Lineage: Eukaryota; Metazoa; Rotifera; Eurotatoria; Philodinida; Philodinidae
Source: the annotation of a GenBank genome assembly
AUUUAAAAGAAUUAGAAUUAUUUAAAAUCAAUGGUUUAGAUCAAAUUAUUGACAUUGAAGAGAAAAAAUAUACAUGGCAAAUGUUGUUAAAUAUUGAUGUAAUUUUUAUAUUUGGUCUUUUACAAAUAAUUGGCGGUGUUAUUCUUGAAUUAUACAGUGUUGGAAUUGGUACUCAUAUUGCAGCUGGUUUAAUAUCAGAAGGAAUUAGUGAUAUUUUUUACACAUUUUAUGCUGUAAAAACUGGCUAUUUUAAUUGGAGUGAUUAUGUCCUAUAUAAAAUAAAAAACAUUAUGAUGACACUUGCAACUGUGGGAAUUGGCGGUCUUAUUGCAAAAGGUGUGAGAUAUUCACGUUUUGGUUCAAAAUUAGUUGGAAAUACUGGAAAUUUGUCAAAACUUUCUGGUAAAAAAUUAUUAGAUGCAGUAAAUACACAAGGAUUGAACGGUAUAAAAAAUAAUGUAUGGAAAAAUGUUUGGGGUAGAGCGGGAAUAAAAAUUUCACAAGGUAUUGCAUUUGGAUUAGCCAAUGCAGGUAUUUCAUUCUUAUCCGAUAAAUUACUUAAAGGAUAUUGUAGUAAAAUUAUUAGUGAAUUAUUUAUAAAAAUUCGAGAAUCAAUUGAAGAUAAGAAAAAACAAAUUUAUGAAUCAUUAAAAAAUAUUUAUAAAAAAUUUGGUCGUCAAAAAACGGUAAAAUGGUUAUCAGAAAUAAAUGAAAUAUUUAAUGCAGAUAAAUGGUAUGAGAGAGCAUAUGAAUGGUUAAAAAUAUUGACAAAUACAAUUGUAUGUGGAAUUAGUAAUGGUAUAAAUAAAAUUAAACAAGCCACUGGAAAUUAUGAUUCUAAUUAUAAAACAACAUUGUUUAUAAUAGCGUUUAAUGCUGUAAUGAAAGGUACGACAUAUGCAAAAGCAAUGUAUAAUGCUAAAAGUCAAACAGAAAAUUUUAUUGAUGAUAUAAUAAAAAAAUUAGAAGAAAAAGUAAAAGAAUGUAAAAAGGAAAAAAAUGAUCAUAAAAAUAUUAAUGAGAAAGAAAUAAAUGAUUUUAUUGAUAAAACAACAGAUGAAUGGUGUAAAACAAUUGAAAUGAAAAUUGAUACAGAUGUAAGAAUAAAAUUAAUUGAACCAAUUUUAUGUGAUGGUGCAAAUAUGAUUAUAAAACAAUUAGAAAAAACUAUAAAAAAAUUUCAUGAACAACGAAAAGAAAAUCAACUUUGGAAAAAAUAUGAACAUAAUAAAAGUAAAUAUGAAAAUAAUAAAAAAAAUUUAACGAAAAAUGAUAAUAAAAGAAAUGAAAAUUCAGAAUAUAAAGAAAUUUUAAAUAAAAUAACAAAAAAAUAUCAUCAAAAUUUAAUGGUUAUUAUGGCAAAAUCAAAAAGUCCAAAAUUAGUUGCACGUAUUGUUGAACAUGGUGGUCCAAUGGAUAUGAUUUGUAUUCAAGCAAUGGCAAAUAAGAUUGGUUAUCCAAUAAAAAUAAAAAAUGCAGAUGGAAUAACAUUUCCGAAUUUAAUUUGUCCAGAAGGAUACAAUAUGAAUAAUAUAACAGAUGCAGAUUGUCAUUCAAUUGAAUUUUAUCCUGGUGAUGGAUUAAAUACAUUUGGACAUUUUACUUCAUCAAAAAAUACAAAUGGAAAUGAAAUUAUUAACAAUAAUAAUAAUGACAAUAAUUGUUUCAUUUAUGGAAUUUUAGGAGGAGAUAAAACAACAAUUGAUGCAAAUGAAGUACGAAAAUCACUUGCAAAAGAAAUAGAAAAUAGUCGCCUUAUUAAGGAUAUGAUUAUUAAUGGUUAUCAUCGUUAUUAUAUAUCACAAUUUGGUUUUGGUAGUCAAUUACCAGAUGAUGUAAGAAAAUUGAAAACGAUGGAACUCCCUGAAAAUUUUGAAAAUGAACUAAUAGGGUUAGUUGGUAAACAUGGUGAUCGCUCAUAUGGAAUGUCAUCGCUAUCUAAAAAAAACGUAAGAAAAUCAGAACAUCUUAUUCCAGCUUCAGCAAUGGAACGAUGGUGUAAAGUAAUGUGCAUUAGACAUAUUAUUGAAACUGAACAUUCUCAGCUAAAUGAAAAUGAAAAAGACCUUUUAUUUAAACAAUUAAUGAAACCAGAAUCAGUAAUAUCAAAAGAGAAAUUAGAUAAAUUUAUGAUAUCACGUGAACAAAUGUUUACAAUUUGUAUGACUUAUACUGCUCAUCAUGAUUCAAAAACAAAUUGGAGUAGUUUUACACAUAAAGGUAGUGAGAAAUGGAAAGAACUAAACGGAUAUAUCGAUGCUUUUAAAAAUUUUGAUGAUAAUCAAAAUUAUCUAGUCUUGGAAAAAUGUAUAAGUCAAUAUUCUCAUCUAUUCGAUGAUCCAAAAUAUCCUAACGUGAAACCAGGGGUUUUGGAAUACUUGACACGAACUAUGAAAGAAACGAAAUUUAUUAAUUUGAAUCAAUUCAAUGAAUUAAAGCGAAGAUUUCAAUUGACAGAUAUUCAAAAUGUUAAUCCGAUGGAUCACAUAUCAAACAAUCAUGAUAACUAUGAAACUGUUUAUAACGUCCUUAAGAGGAGUUUAUCAACAAGUUUACCACGGAAAGAUCGAUCAAGGAGACAUAGAAGUGACUCUGGUAUAGUAUUACCGUAA